AUGGAAAAUACUAAAAUUCAUAAAAAUAUCUUCAACUGGGAUGAGGAAGAAACCCACUGAGACCUUGAGGAUGAGUAUAUUAAAGAAAGGAAAGACUCUGACUCUAUUAGAUCUCUCCAUAGCUGUGCUUCAGAUAAUAAUGUUAAGAUGGCCAGGAGUCCGCUUAAAAAGAAAGGCACUAUCAAGAUUUCCCAUAGAGAUGCAUUUAUUGAAGAGUUUGAGCAAGAGAAGACGAAGAGACAAGGACAUCAGAAUAGAAAGUCAAGCUUUUACCACAGAAAGCCUGAGGAAUCCCUGAUUUUGAACCAGCUCAAACAAAUAAAUGCUAAAGAAAAUUUUGAAGCGGACAAUAUGGUCAAGUCAGAAUCCCUGUUGAGAGAAGCCAGCAUCAAUGAAAGUGAGUCUGAAGACUAUCCUGAAGACUCAGAAUAUUAUUUUAACACAAUUAAUGAUUGUCUUGUCCCUUCUACAGAAAGCCCUCAGCUCUGCAAGCAACAGAAGCAGGUGAUGGUGACUAUGGCUGACGUGAUGCCAAGCAAAAGGCCAUCUAAUUAACUUAAUAUUAAAAUUUAUCAA
Molecule: messenger RNA, 576 nt
Organism: Moneuplotes crassus
Lineage: Eukaryota; Ciliophora; Spirotrichea; Euplotida; Euplotidae
Source: the annotation of a GenBank genome assembly